ACUGUCGAAUACAAGACGUCGGUGCUGGAAAACGGAAGAAGAGAGAAGAUACCGAAAAUGGCCCUUAUUACGCGUGGAUAAGUGGAGGCCAAAACUAAAGAAAGUGAGUGCGGUUGUGUCUAAUGGGUUUGUCACCAACUUUAUUCUUUCUUACAGAACGAACACACUUAUAAUAUUAUUGGAAGAAAAGGAAAGGAGAAGGAAAGAAGAGAUGGAGAAGAGAAAGGUAGUGAUGUGUGGUGUGUUAUCUCUUCUGGGUUUAUUAUCAGCUCUUACUGCCUUUGCUGCUGAAGCUACCAAAGUCAAGAAAUCUCAGACCAAGGUUACCACCUCUGAUUCACUCACACGAUGCUCUUAUCACAGAAGCCCUGCUUACAAUCUAGGCUUCGCUUCAGCUGUCUUUCUAAUGAUGGCUCAGAUCAUCGCCAGCGUCGGAAGCGGUUGUUUCUGUUGUAGAAAAGGUCCUGCUCCUUCAAGAUCCAAGUGGAUCAUCUCCUUAAUCUGCUUCAUUGUCUCCUGGUUCACUUUCGUGAUAGCUUUCCUCGUGCUUCUAUCUGGAGCUGCACUAAACGAUGAACACGCCGAGGAGGCAGCGUUUCCGGAUGCCUACUUCUGCUACACCGUCGGUACUGGCGUUUUCUCUACCGGUUCUGUGCUGUCGCUUGUCACUAUUGCGCUCGGGAUUGUUUACUAUCUAUGUUUGAAUUCGAGUAACCAAAACGUUGGUGUCACAAGGACGGUGGCUAACCAAGGAGGAGGAAUAGCAAUGGGACAGCCUCAGAUUCCAGAGAGAGGAGAAGAUCCUGUAUUUGUUCAUGAAGAUACUUACAUGAGAAGACAGUUCACUUAAAUUCCAGAACAAGGCCUACUUGGGAUACACGUUAGGUUUAGGAUGAUAUAUUCAGAUUAAAAAGAAGGCUUUGUCUGAUUUUUACCCCAUUUUGUAUCUUUCUGAUUUUUUUUUUGUAUAUCAUCUCCAACUUAUUUCUA
Molecule: messenger RNA, 990 nt
Organism: Brassica napus (rape)
Lineage: Eukaryota; Viridiplantae; Streptophyta; Magnoliopsida; Brassicales; Brassicaceae
Exons: 4
Coding region: 212-850 (212 amino acids)
Source: RefSeq, a predicted model, not a curated record